AUGGUACCAGAAUUACUCUCAGCCCUGUCUUACAGGCACAUGAUAAUUCACACAAAUAUUAUUGGUCAAAUUACUGGAUCAACUGAUAGAUUGCAACACUUUGAUGGGAUGGAGCAUGACCUGGCUGAAGAAGAAACAAAAGUUGAUAGUGAUAAGAUGAUCUCCCUAGUGAAUUCUUUAAGUUACUGUAACUAUGUUCAUAUUGAUAGGGUAGGCCUGGCUAGUGGCCCAAUUUUAAUGCGGAAAGAUGAAGUCCAUUGUGAAGUUCAAGAUGUCUCAAAUAAUAUGAUGCAUGUAGUCACUAAAAUAGAUCCUAGUAAACCAAAUGUUCUUAUUACUUUUAUGUAUGGUUCCACGUAUUUUGAUAAGAAAAAAGAACAAUGGGAUUUUUUGUUAAGAAUUAUUGAAAACAUCAUGCAACCUUGGUUAGUAAUAGGUGAUUUGAAUUUCCACAUGCAUGAUUUAUUUGAAGCUAUGAACUAUUCUAGUGAAGAUAGGUAUGUUCAAGACAAAAUGAAUAUCUUUGGUCUCAUGGAUAUUGGUUACAGUGGUAAGCAUUACACUUGGACCAGUAACAGUUUUGGAACUGGCAGUAGAAAGUCUAGAAUUGAUAUGGCAAUAGGCUUUCAAUUGAUUACUAAACAACAUAGUACAAGGAAAAGACUUUCUUACUGGAAUAAAAUUGAGUUUGGAGACAUUGAUAGAAAUAUCAAUAACUUACAAACUCAACUUGAGGUAGCCCAAAAUGAUCUAAAUCAUGUCUCUCAACAUGAUAACAUUGUUACUCUCACUAGAAAGCUAGAUGAAUGGUUUAACAUUAAGGUUGAUUUUUAUAAACAAAAAUCUGGAGACACUUUCGCCACUGAUAUGGAUCAAAAUACCAAAUAUUUUCACGCUAAUAGGAGAAUGUUCAGGAAAAAUAUUGAGUGCUUAUGUGACAAUAAUGGUGUUUGGUAUAAUGAUGAUGAGGAUAUUGCUAGUAUGCUUGUCAGCCAUUUUGAGAAGGCCAAGAUGUUACUAAUGUUGUUCAAGGUUUUUUUUGAAUAUGGUUUUAUGCCAGCUGCUUUCAAUAAAACUUUUCUUAGUUUGAUUCCUAAAACUGAUAAUGCUACUAAACUUGUGGAUUUCAUACCUAUAGGCUUAUGUAACACUAUUUAUAAGAUUAUCUCUAAGAUAAUGGCUGAUAGAAUUAAACCUCACUUAAAACAUCUGAUAUCUCCCUAUCAAGCAACUUUUGUUCCAGGUAGAGAUAUACAUGACAACAUUAUUGUAGCUCAUGAGAUGAUUCAAACUAUGAAGCACAAUGAAGGACAAAGUGGUACGAUGGCUCUAAAACCUGAUCUUUCUAAAGCCUUUGAUAGAAUAGAAUGGCCUUUCUUGAUAGGAAUCCUAAGAAGUUUUGGUUUUGAUGAGAAAUUCUGUGGCUAUAUAAAUCAGUGCAUUUCUACUACACAUUUCUGUUCUCUUAAAUGGCUGUUAUUAAAUGCUGAAACUAAAAAUCAAAUUUCAGGAGUUAAAGCAGCUAGGAAUUCUCCAGAUAUUACCCAUCUAAUGUUUGCUGAUGAUAUUCUCAUUUUUGUUCAAGCUGAUAUGCACAAUGUUGUUGGUAUUAUGAAUAUUCUUGCUUACUUUGGAAGUAUUUAUGGUCAAAUGCUCAACUUAGAUAAGUCAAGUGUUUACUUUAGUCACAAUCUUAGUCCUAGUUCUAGAGAUAUUCUUGCUAUUAAAAUGACUGAAAUGAUGGACAGUGAUACUUAUUCGGGUGUUACUUUAUUGAUAGGGAGAAACAAGAUCAAAGCUUUUACGUCUCUGAUUCAAUCUUUUGGUUAUAGACUUAAGACUUGGAAAGGAAAAACUAUGAAUCAUUCUGCUAGAACUGUCAUGGUUAAACAUGUUUUAAAUACCCUGCCUACUUAUCAGAUGGGUUGUUUUAGAAUUCCUAAAACUAUGAUUGAUCAAAUGGAUACUAUCCAAACACAUUUUUGGUGGGGACAUAGUAGUAAUAGAGCUUGUAAUGAUGAAAAUUCCCUUUGUAUGCAAAUUGUUAGAGCUAAAUAUGGUAAAAAUGGCAGUUUGCUCCAUCUAGAUAAGUUAAAAGAUGAUUCUUCUUGGCUUUGGAGAAGUAUUUAUGCUGGUAUUGAGAUUGUGCAACAAUACUCUAUGUGGAUAGUUCAGCUUGGCACAAAAAUUAAUAUAUGGCUUCAUAAUUGGAUUAUUGGAUUCAAUAGUCCACCUGUCCCAAUUGUGGGUCUUUCUAGCCUUUUAUCUUACACUUUAGUUUGUGAUCUUUUUUUACCUGGUACUAGAAUUUGGAAUGAACCGCUUAUCAGUUCUAUCUUUAAUCAAGAUACCUCAACUGCUAUCCUAAAUAUGCUUAUUCCUUCUACCGGAGAAGAUUAUCUGAUUUGGAAACCUGACAGGAAGGGUAAAUUCACUGUUAAUAGUGCUUACAAUACUCUUUGUGCUAAUUCUGUUAACAAUUCCAUUGCUGGUGAUAACAUUCCUAAGGAUGUUUGGGAACAACUGUGUCACUAUAGAGUUCCUCAUAGUGUACAACUCUUUGUCUGGAAAUGCUUAAAGAAUAUUGUUCCUGUUAGAGACAAACUUGCUAGUUAUAACCCUGAAAUAGAGCCCUAUUGUAAAUUGUGUAAUCAUAGUCCUGAAACCAUUAACCACUUGCUGGUUGAAUAUGACUAUGCUACAACCAUUUGGAAUGCUUUAAACGUUGAUAUUACUGUUGUUACUCAACAUUUCAAUUCUUUCCAGGCUUGGGUAAUAUCUUGGUUCAUUACAGGAAAUGCAGUAGGAGUUAAAUGCUUUCAAUUGGAGGAAGAGGUAGAUCCAGAUGUGAGAGCUGAACAUUUUGAAUGCAAAGCUCUAGUCAUGGCAGUAGAUUGGAUGGUGGAGUGUGGUUUUGAGAAAGUAAUCUUUGAGAUGGACUGUGCGAAUGUGGUGAACUCUAUUAACAGUGGGGAAUCCCAAAUGCACUGGUUUAAUCAACAUUUAAUUUCUGCAAUCAAGAACAAAAUUUUCAGUAAUAAUUUCUGGCUUUGCAAGUUAGUCAAUAGGGUAAGAAAGGCUAGACUUGAGGCACUAAAUUUCAAUUAUGAUUCUAAUUUUCCUCCUGAUAUCACCAAAUAUAUCGAGGAAGACUAUGUCUUUUACAACGUACAAAUCUAA
This is a messenger RNA of Papaver somniferum (opium poppy), 3180 nucleotides long. RefSeq lists its product as uncharacterized. The record is from RefSeq and is a predicted model, not a curated record. Gene Ontology annotation, molecular function: RNA-DNA hybrid ribonuclease activity; nucleic acid binding. The transcript has 7 exons. Bases 1 to 3180 code for a protein of 1059 amino acids. NCBI's taxonomy places the organism in Eukaryota, Viridiplantae, Streptophyta, Magnoliopsida, Ranunculales, Papaveraceae.